Messenger RNA from Macroventuria anomochaeta, 756 nucleotides. RefSeq lists its product as uncharacterized. The transcript has 2 exons. Gene Ontology annotation, cellular component: mitotic spindle; DASH complex. Gene Ontology annotation, biological process: mitotic cell cycle. Lineage: Eukaryota; Fungi; Ascomycota; Dothideomycetes; Pleosporales; Didymellaceae. Bases 1 to 756 code for a protein of 251 amino acids. The record is from RefSeq and is a predicted model, not a curated record.
AUGGUGCAGCCACCCAACAUGGACGACCUCAACCUCUCUGACUCGGACACGGAAGCCCUCUUUGACACCCCCGCCGCGCGCAAGAACAAGCAAAGAGCGCAGGGUGCUGGGGCUGGAGCUGGAGCUGGAGCUGGGGCUGGAGAGGGUGCAGCAGCGGGCAAGGCGCGUGCAAAGGAGUCGCAUUACACCACAGAAGAGGCUAGAGAGGCUGCAUUGCGGCGAGAGCUGGAGAGCAUGCGCAAUGUCAACAAAGUGAUCGAGGGCGUCGUCGAGAGCCUACAGAAGGCCAAAGACAACAUGGGUACGGUCUCAAAGACUGUUCAAAAUGCCUCCACUCUCCUCCAAACAUGGACGCGCAUCCUCUCGCAGACGGAGCACAACCAGCGGCUCAUCUUGAACCCGCAGUGGCAGGGCGCAACACAGGACAUGGUCGACAUCGAAGAGGAAGAGAACCACAGAAAGCAGGCUGUUGAGCGUAGAGCAGCAGAAGAGCAGGCACGGAGGGAGGCAGCUGCCAGAAAAGCUGAGGAGGAGCGCAGGAAGGCAGAAGCAGGGCCACCAAAGCCAGCAACAAGAGGAAGAGGCAGAGCCACGCGGCCACGCGGAACCUCAACAUCCACAACAUCGAGCGGCUAUGUCGGCGUCGGAGGACAGACCGGACGAGGCGUCAGCCGUGGCGACUCAACGAGAGGUCGAGCUGGCAGCGGCAUUGGGCGAGGACUGCGCGGUCGGGGUCGAGGGCGAGGAACCGAAUGA